Culex quinquefasciatus (southern house mosquito) is the source of this 1667-nucleotide messenger RNA. RefSeq lists its product as uncharacterized. Bases 65 to 175 code for a protein of 36 amino acids. The transcript has a single exon. Lineage: Eukaryota; Metazoa; Arthropoda; Insecta; Diptera; Culicidae. The record is from RefSeq and is a predicted model, not a curated record.
UGCGGUAGCCGAGCUUCCACAAAGCUUUUCAGUAUAGGCACUCUUGUCCACACCAGAUAGUUGAAUGAGUAACAGCGCCAUGGUUGCGGUGGCCAUCUGCUGUAUUCUGGUACUGCUGGCAGUAUUCAUCGUGCUGAUCAUAGUAGUCGGCCAAACGAUGGGCGAACCGAAGUGAGAUAAGCUCCAACUGGGGCCAGGUCACUUCGCCGAUGGAUAGCCAAGGCCCCCCGGCUGUUAGAAUUUGGAUGAAUUUUGUUCCACAACCUCGUUAACCGCGGGUAGCGUCGACCCAGUACGGCGGAAAGCUGACCGGAAGACCGUCACCACCACCUCCACCACAUCGUUGAUUCUUCGGUCCCUCUACCAUUCCCACGGUCAGCUGACGUCCUGAUGAUCCAGUCAAGAAGAUCCCAACCAGUAGACAUAACGUCGCGUAACGCUCCGUAACGCCAAAACGUCAAACGCCACGGUAGAGAAGAGAUCCCCCUCAAGUUCACACGAAGAUUGCGAAGCGGAAACUGUACGCUGUACGCACGGUCGUACUCUCCCUUUCUGGCAACACUGUCCCUACUUCAACGCUCGCUUCAAUCCAGCACUUCAAAUCGCAGCAGACGCCUCCUUCCUGUUGGCAACACUACACUGCAAACCUAAUCUGACAGCCUACUCAGAUCAUCCUUUAUCCUCCUCCUCUAUCUCUCGCACGCACACGCUCUGACACACGACGCUUGACACCGCACAACACCAUCACGGUAAACAACAACAGCAAACAAAAGAAAAUAACAACAACAACUUUACCGGCAAAACAAACAUACAACCAAAAAAACGCAAAUGGAAUAAAAUCUUUCUCAUCAAUUCUACACAGCCAGUAGGGGGCUUGCACACGAAACACACGGAAACACACUCUUUCACGGCGAAGAACAAAGCAAACAAACAAAACAAAAACAGAAACAAAGUUAGGGUUAGUGAAUAAAAGAUAGGAAUCGGUUGAACAAUUAUAGAAACUAACAAAACGAAGCAUACAUUUAUCUAGGUGAAAAAAAAAUAUAAAAGAAAACAUAUCGAGAAAGCAAGAAAUUGUAAAAUUACACAGAUGUUUAGACUAGACUAAGACGCUAAGACAAAUGAUGACAGUUCUUUUGUUGUGUCGGAACGGUAAAACAACUUUCAUCAUGUGAAGAGUACGGCAAUUUUGCCACCAAUUAUAGUAUCAAAAGAAGACGGACUGGUGCGUGUGUGUGUGUGUGUGUGUAUUAUUUUCUCGGCGUUGAUAUUCGUUGGGCACGCGAGACAAGUGUAGUUGUUGUUGUUAGGAAGUUAUACAAAAUGGCGGCGCCUGAAUUAGUUUCAAAGUAGCGAAAGUUAAUUGUGUGAGUGGCGCGGAGUGUUAGGGCUGGUUGACAGGCGUUUUUUGUUCUGAAGGCGCGUGCACAGUUGAAAUGUGCCAAAAAGUGACGUUUUAUAUAGUAUAUCAACAAAUUGUAGGAAUUGGCGCGGUUAGUUUUUAAAACUGUAGGAGUGUGUUGGUAGGUUAACAAACAAUUCGAUAUGGGCGUUUACGGUAGAGUAGUUAUGUGAGGGGAAGGGUGAUGUAGUGUGAAUAAGACAGUUUGGCAGCACUGCCGUUUGACAGUUGCUCCAUAGACGUGUAUUUAAGAGAAAUUUUCAAA